UUUUCGCCCCUCUCGAAUUGUCGCGAUCGUUCGACCCAAAUUCUACUGGUGUUGGAGUUCGGAUUGAUCGUCUUCCCCAGUUUUGUCCAUUGGAAUCGAAGCGAUAAUGGACGGGCGUGGGCAAGCUGAGGUUCGUAAUCCGGCGGCGGAAGAUCCGGAGGCGUCAGGAGAAGCUUCCGUCGAGGAACAACGAAGAGAACAGGAGCGAGAAAGGAGGAGCGUGGAUGAUGAGCUUAUGGAUGAAGCACAGAGGCUUAUAGAGAAGAUCACUUCCACUGCUAAUAACCCUAGUCCUGCUGUUCUCCAUGCUCUUAGCAAUCUCCUCGAAUCGCAGGAGUCUCUGUACAUUGCGGAAAAUGCGAACUCUUCUUCCAAUGGCCGUGGUAGUCAUAAUAUUGGCAAGUUGUGUAACCUUAUAAGGGAUAAUGACGACUUCUUCGAACUGAUAUCGUCAACUUUUCUUUCCGAGAAUACUUACUCUACAGCGGUACAUGCGGCCUCUGCAAGGCUGCUACUGAAUUGUUCCCUUACUUGGAUGUAUCCCCAUGUUUUCGAUGAAACUGUUUCGGAGAAUUUUAAAGGUUGGGUCAUGAAUGAAGAUGUCAAAUUUCCGGGUGAAGACCCGGGCAGGAAGGAAGUGUCAGAUUCUGAAAUGUUAAAGACUUAUGCUACAGGACUUCUUGCUCUAUCUUUGCAGAGUGGUGGUCAACUUGUGGAAGAUGCCUUGACGUCGGGUUUAUCUGCCAAGCUGAUGCAUUAUCUUCGAGUAAGGGUGAUUGGGGAGACAAGCACGAACCGGAAAGAGGCCCUUCACUCUAAGGAUCCCAAGCAUAUAUCACUAAAAGAAAAGGAAGAAGCUCGGAGUCGGGUGCGGAAGCUGGUGGAUACAGCUCAAGUUGAUGCUGCGAGGGUGCUGGAUGACAGAAACUCAAAUGAUCAUGCUGCUGAGAGGGAUAUGGGCAGAGAGAUGGGACAAUCUGAUGCUAGGUGUGAUGGCGGGGCGGAUAGUGAUUGUGGGGAAAGAUGGGAUAUCUCGGGUGGUGAAGUGAAACCUGGGGAUGAUGAUUGUGGAGGAGAGGAUCCCUCAAAACGCAGGCUCAACCGGUCAAAAACCAAGGGUAGAGGUAGGGUUAAUGAAGGCACAGCCGAUAAUGAUGUUGCAUUUGCGUCUCCUGGAUCAGAUUGUCGUCGGGUUGUCAGAGAGAGAGGUCUGUCUAAAAUUUCAGAUCCGAAAAUCACAGAAGAAAGGAGAAGAAGUCAGGGAAAUAUGAACACUGGUGCUGUGUACGAAGAAAGAGAGGAGAAUGAUGAGUGUUUUCAAGGGUGCAUUGUUGGAACUAUAGACGUAACUAAUUUAGUGAAGAAAGCUGUUGGAGCUGCUGAAGCAGAAGCUAGAGCUGCCAAUGCUCCUGCUGAUGCCGUCAAAGCUGCUGGUGAUGCUGCCGCUGAACUUGUUAAAACUGCUGCUUUGGAGGAAUUCAAGGCCUCCGGCAAUGAAGAAGCUGCUGUUUCUACUGCUUCUCGAGCCGCUUCGACUGUCGUAGAUGCUGCCAUUGCGACUGAAGCUUCGAGGACCUCCAGUUGCGUCACUUCAGAGCGGACUACAAAUCCAAAUAGGGAGGAAACCCGAGCAGCUGAGGAUGUCAAGGAAGUUUCACUUCCGGAUACUGAAUCCUUGGCCCAGUUACAGGAGAAAUAUUGCAUUCAGUGCCUUGAGAUAUUAGGAGAAUAUGUUGAGGUUCUUGGGCCGGUACUACAUGAAAAAGGGGUUGAUGUCUGCAUUAUGCUGCUGCAACGCAAUUCCAAAUGCGGUAAAUUGUCAAAGGUCUCACCUUUGUUGCCUGAUGUUAUGAAGUUAAUUUGUGCUUUGGCUGCACACCGGAAAUUUGCUGCAAUGUUUGUUGACCGAGGUGGAAUACAGAAGCUACUUGCUGUUCCAAGGCUUAAUGAGACAUUUUUUGGUCUUUCAUCGUGCUUAUAUACCAUAGGCUCUCUUCAGGGGAUCAUGGAACGUGUCUGUGCUCUCCCAUCAGAUGUCAUCCAUCAGGUGGUUGAAUUAGCUAUCCAGCUUCUAGAAUGUUCCCAGGAUCAAGCCAGAAAAAACGGAUCCUUAUUCUUCGCUGCUGCUUUUGUCUUCAGAGCCAUUCUAGAUGCAUUUGAUGCUCAGGAUGGUUUGCAGAAGUUCCUUGGGAUUCUUAAAGAUGCUGCCUCGGUUAGGACCGGUGCAAAUUCUGACCGGUCAGCUCCUGAAGUCAUGACAUCUUCAGAGAAACAGAUGGCUUUUCAUACCUGUUUUGCUUUGCGCCAAUAUUUUAGGGCUCGUCUUCUUUUACUCGUGGAUUCCAUCCGACCUAACAAAAGUAGCCGAGGUGGUGUACGAAAUGUUCCCAAUAUACGGGCUGCGUAUAAACCGCUAGACAUCAGCAAUGAAGCAAUAGAUACUGUCUUUCUUCAGUUACAAAAGGAUAGGAAGUUGGGUCCUGCCUUUGUCCGUACUCACUGGCCUGCGGUCAUUAAAUUUUUGGCCUCUUCCGGACAUGUUACCAUGUUGGAGUUGUGUCAGACACCACCGGUUGAUCGUUAUCUGCAUGACCUGCUCCAGUAUGCCUUUGGUGUUCUUCACAUAGCUACAUCUGUACCUGCCGUACGCAAAGCAAUCGUCAAUGCCAAUCUGAGCAAUAAUCGUGUUGGCAUUGCUGUCAUCCUCGAUGCAGCAAAUAUCACCAACAGCAUCGUGGACCCUGAGAUCAUACAACAAGCGCUGAAUGUCUUAAUCAAUCUAGUGUGUCCUCCACCUUCAAUCAGCAACAAACCCCCAACCGAGACAAGAAAGGAAGAUCGUAAUGUUUCUGAUCGAACUGCCGAUGUUUCAGCAGGUACUCAGUCCACUGCCAAUGCUUUGCAAACUCCGUCAUCAGGAUUGGUCGGGGACCGGAGAAUAUCAUUAGGAGCCGGAACAGGUUCUGCUGGUCUUGCUGCUCAAUUGGAACAGGUUUAUUGUCUAGCACGAGAGGCGGUUCGUAACAGCAAUGGUAUAAAGAUUCUUUUGAAUCUUCUUCAGCCCAGAAUAUACGUUACCCCUCCUGCUAGCCCCGAUUGUCUUCGAGCUCUCGCUUGCAGAGUCCUUCUGGGUUUGGCUCGAGAUGAUGUAAUUGCACAAAUACUGACUAAACUUCAGGUCGGUAAGAGGCUUUCGGAAUUAAUUCGAGAUUCUGGUGGGCAAAGUGGAACGGAACACUGCAGAUGGCAAGCUGAACUUGCUCAGGUGGCUCUCGAGCUUAUUGCGAUAGUGACAAACUCGGGACGUGCCACUACUGCAUUAACAGCUACCGAUGCGGCGACUCCGACAUUACGACGCAUAGAAAGAGCCGCCAUUGCUGCGGCAACGCCUAUAACGUAUGACUCUAAGGAGCUUCUACUCCUUAUUCAUGAGCAUCUCCAGGCGUCUGGUCUUUCCAAAAGUGCUACUGCUCUGUUAAAGGAGGCUCAGUUAAUGCCUCUGCCUUCUUUGGCUCCGCCUUCUUCCAUUGCAUAUUCCUCUUCUCAGGAGAUAUCGACAUCUGUGGCUCAACAACAAUGGCCCUCAGGUCGUGUUAAUGGCGGAUAUUUCUUCACCAGCAAACCAAAAGUCGGUGCAAAUGAGGAAGACCCUGGUUCGAGAUGCAAUCGGGCUUCAUCUGCCAAAAGGAAACAGUUAGCUUUUACCCCGAGUUUCAGUUUCCAGCUGAGAAACCAACUCCUCUCCCAUGAUUCACAACUUCAUUUUACACCGAAGCUAAGUACCAGUUCAAGAUCAUACCCUGCUUGUGCAGAUACAUCGGAAGUUCCUGCAGAAUCAGCUGCACCCAAGACCGGUCUUGACCCGGACGCUCAGUUUAAGACCCCGGUUAUAAUGCUAAGGAAACGGAAAUUUUCCGAGCUGAAAGACUCGGGCCUGUCAGUUUCGGGUAAGAGGAUCAAUACCGGCGAAUUGGGACCCCGUUCUCCAGCUUGUCCAACACCGAUUUCUUUCCGAAGGAGUUUUCUCCUUGCAGAUGGCGCUGACCAGUCGGGGAGCUCGAGAAUGAGUCAGAUAACUCCGGCUUCUCAGCAAAAGCUUUCAAACUUACCGCAGCCUUCAAAUUCUGAACGUUUAACCCUAGACUCCCUUGUGGUUCAGUACUUGAAGCAUCAACACAGGCAGUGCCCCGCUCCCAUCACGACUCUUCCGCCUCUGUCUCUCAUGCAUCCGCAUGUCUGUUCUGAACCUAAACGGGCACUCGAAGCUCCGAUCAACAUCACGGGCCGUCUCGGAACACGUGAGCUCCAGAGUUUCUAUGGAGGGGUCCAUGGAAAUCGUAGGGAUCGUCAGUUUGUUUUCAGCAGAUUCAAGCCUUGGAGAACUUGCCGGGAUGAGGUGGGCACCCUGUUUACGUGCAUUACGUUUCUCGGAGACUCUUCCCAUAUAGCGGUCGGUAGUCACUCUGGAGAGGUGAAGAUAUUUGAUUCCAACUCCGGCAACGUGCUCGAGAGUUGCUCCGGUCACCAGUCUCCGGUUACGGUUGUUCAGUCGUACGUUUCUGGUGAGUCGCAGUUGUUACUUUCUUCGAGCUCCAUGGAUGUACGGCUCUGGGAUGCCUCUUCUGUCACUGGUGGGCCUACUCACUCUAUCGACGGAUGCAAGGCCGCGAGAUUCAGCAACUCAGGCAAAUGUUUCGCUGCCCUUUCUUGCGAAGCGCACAGAGAAAUCCUUCUCUACGAUGUCGAGACAUGCAGGUUGGAGAUGAAACUGACCGACUCGUCCUCCAGCUCUACUUCUCGAGGUCAUGCCUAUUCUCUCGUACACUUCAACCCUUCGGAUUCGAUGAUACUGUGGAACGGUUCUCUGUGGGACCCGCGAGUACCCGACGCGAUAAGACGCCUUGAUCAGUUCUCGGAUUAUGGCGGCGGUGGUUUUCAUCCUUCUGGGAACGAGGUGAUCAUAAACUCUGAGGUCUGGGAUCUGAGGAACUGCAGGCUUCUUCGAAGCGUGCCAUCGCUGGACCAAACGGCGAUAACGUUCAACUCGAGCGGAGAUGUCAUAUACGCGAUACUGAGGAGAAACCUCGACGAUGUGAUGUCGGCUGUUCACACACGACGCGUUAAACACCCGUUGUUCGCCGCAUUCCGUACUCUCGAUGCCAUAAACUACUCGGACAUCGCUACCAUACCCGUCGACCGUUGCGUCCUCGACUUCACGACGGAACGGAUGGACUCCUUCACUGGUCUGCUCACAAUGGACGACCAGGAAGAAAUGUUUUCCUCGGCCAGGAUCUACGAGAUCGGCAGGAGACGACCCACUGACGACGAUUCUGACCCCGAUGAUGCCGAGACAGACGAUGACGAAGAAGGGGACGAUGAAGAUGACGACGAUGACGGUGACUUGGACCCUAUUCUCGGACCAGAUGGUGAUGGCAGCGACAGCGGAGAUGAGGAUAGCUUUAGCAGCGACGAUGAUGAAAACGACGAGGACGAAAGCGCGAGCGAUUUGGAGGAGGAAGAGAGGCAGUUGCUGUUGGACGGCGGCGCUGGUUUGAUCGAGAUCUUCACCGAGGCUGAAGACGACGACGAUGAGGCGAUGAAUGAUUCGAUGAGCAGUGAUGAAGAUGACUAUGUGGGCAAUAUGCUUUCCUUCCAUGGCUGACUCUCCCCCUCUUUUGAGUUUGAGCUCGAGAUGCCAAAAACUGCUGCUUUUUUUACCAUUACCCUUUUAUGGUUUUUUUCAAAGUUUUGAUAAUAAUGUAAUUAUCAAUUAUAUAGAUAUAUCAACCUUUUGUAUCCGAUAUACCGCCCCAAAGCCGUCGAUAUGUACAGUAUGACAUGGAAUGCUUUGUCUUUGCAUUCA
Messenger RNA from Tarenaya hassleriana, 5863 nucleotides. Its product is annotated as DDB1- and CUL4-associated factor homolog 1-like. Bases 107 to 5662 code for a protein of 1851 amino acids. Lineage: Eukaryota; Viridiplantae; Streptophyta; Magnoliopsida; Brassicales; Cleomaceae. Gene Ontology annotation, biological process: protein ubiquitination. Gene Ontology annotation, cellular component: Cul4-RING E3 ubiquitin ligase complex; nucleus. The record is from RefSeq and is a predicted model, not a curated record. Gene Ontology annotation, molecular function: protein binding. The transcript has 13 exons.